Giardia duodenalis is the source of this 6222-nucleotide messenger RNA. Its product is annotated as Ring finger domain-containing protein. Lineage: Eukaryota; Fornicata; Diplomonadida; Hexamitidae. Gene Ontology annotation, molecular function: ubiquitin protein ligase activity. The record is from RefSeq and is a predicted model, not a curated record. The transcript has a single exon. Gene Ontology annotation, biological process: positive regulation of ERAD pathway. Bases 1 to 6222 code for a protein of 2073 amino acids.
AUGCUUUCUGAUGAGUAUGCAGAGGGAGAAGUGCAGAACUUAGAGGUCAUGUGUAGCUAUACCAUAGACGAUCUCUCAGCAGCUCAACGAUUGUCUCAACUUUUUCAAUCUAACUCGAGCUUGACUACUGCUUCCAACCUAUGGAAGCGGUCAGCUAAGAAACUGAGCCCACAGACCUUUAUUACAGAGACCACUCACCCCGAUGUUUCCAUCCCUAUUACCAGUCAAUCUGCUCCCUGCGACUCCGAAUUCUCGACGUCUGUCUGUGACUCCUGCGAUCCCUAUGCCCUCAAGGUAUAUACCGAUGGCUCCCAUUUUAAGUACGUCAGCUUUCCAUCAGAGUAUAUUUGUCGAAUAUGCUUGGAGCCAAUGCGUAAGCCAGUACGCUUUUCUCAUUGUAUGCACGUCUUUUGCGCUGAUUGUGUUCACUAUCUAUUUGCCCUCUGGGAAAGAACGUGUCCUAUCUGCAAUGAACGCUCCAUUAUUUAUGACUAUCAGACGAUGUUUCCAGGUCCACGCUACAUUCAGUACAAUCCGUUUAUUCUAUACAUCGACGAACAACUGGAUACACAGUUGCACGCCCUUAUGGGGAUUGCGCCAGAUGUGCCGGUUCCUGGGGAUAUUGUGCGAAUAUUAGCCCCGCGCGAGCUUUGCCAAUUUAAAAUGAUCCAGUCAUAUUGUGGCGUGGUUCAGGACAUCACCGAUGGAGUUAUCAGUGACGAUUUAGUCCGUAUUUUAGACCGCGAGACUGUGGAGGGUAUGAGCAUCAACGAGCGCUAUAAGAUAAAUGCUCUGCAUCCUUGUAAAGUUGUCCGCGUCAACUGCUACGGAAUACUCUGGAUUGGAAGACUCUGUGAGCUAGAACCAUUCCGCCCCAAUACCUUUGUUCUAGGUACAAGGGUUAUCUACGGCUCACCUGCUAUCGAAACAGUCAAGCUUCCUGAUAAUAUUACUCAUACCCUAGCUAGCAUCUAUCCUAUCCGGGAUUUCUCUGUACAGGAGAGAGAGUUGUUUAUAGAAAAAAGUCGGUCUUCAACUCAGAACCACUCCUCGUUAACUGGUAUUGUCAAAGAGGCACUUGAUUAUUUAGCCGAAAAGACCGAUCCCAGCACCGUCUCAGACACCGCAUCCAGGGAGUUUGCGCUUUUCUGCCACCGUCAGAAGAAGUGGAAUAUUGAGGUCCCCUAUCACCCGCAUUGGCCUAAGUUUGUUCCGCUUUCCUUGACUGUAAAGACACACAUAUAUAAUAAUGUAGAUGUCCUGUAUCGCUAUAAGCUAAAGCUUAAGGAGGUCAAGCAACGAAAACCGUCAUCUGAAGCAUUAACUCAUAUUGUUAAUUUGACUACCCAGCAAGAGGUGCCUGAUGUUAGCACUGCUCACUUCUCAUUUGAUGUGGCAUCACUUGUCAUGAAUCCCGUUACUAGUCUGCCAAUUGAAGUAUAUUUGGUUAAGCACGAUCUUAUUUCUUUUGACAACGAUCCUUUAUUGGGAUUUACCUCAAGCAAUCAGACUGGCUUAUCCAAUAGUGCAGCGUGCAUGCAACAGUUGCCUAACCAUACUUCACAGCCCCGUUCCUCUACUAUUCCCAAGACAACAGGGUCGCAAAUGGUUACCUAUUCCACUAACGUGGCUGAAAAGUCAUAUACCGCACAACUUGCUUCCUCGUUCCGGUUUCCUGAACCUAACGAAGAUCCUGCCCCUUUCUUCAGCGAGGCUUUUAGGCAGAAGCUUAGUUGCUGUGAUGAGGUGUCUACUGACCUUAAAGGCUCACCUAUAUAUAAUGUUCGUGCAUCACAUUCUGAAAAUAUUGGCACCUUCUCUCUUCAGGUUGACUCUCACAUGCAGCAUGCUCAAAUGGUCGAGGAACUUGGGCAGUCCGGCAAGGUAGCCACUACUUGUGAUAUAUCAUCCAAAAUUGCCAUGCCGUCCCGAAGAGCAAAAGCCCAACGCUGGCCAGAGGCACUUGCAACUCAAAAUAAACUGAUAGAGGCGGCCGCACGACGAGGAAAUUCUAGCCUUGGACUCUCUUCCACGGGGGAGAAGGGUUCUCAGGCAGCGCCAGCUGAAUUCAGUACAAAUUUAUAUGACCAGGCCUACUCAUUUCCGUAUACUGAGAACAGACCAACUCUUCUCUCAUCCAACCUAACCUACUGUUAUCCGUCUCAUCUCCGCAAAUUCCUCAGGAUUAUAACGGAUUUUACAAUGUGGUACUCCUACAGAGACUUUUGCUGCUCUGGCUGCCGCGGUCUCCUACGCUUUCCAGUUAGGACUCUCUGCGGCCACUAUUACUGUUACAAUUGCUACAUGGAUUGUCGUGAAAAUAAUUGGGUUUGCUUUGACUGUGGCAAGAUUAUGGAGCAUAUUGUUCCGUUUGAUGAGCCGUCAAACCAAUGCAACGGAGAAUUCAAAGGAAUACCUGGUCAGUCCACUUAUAUUAACAGAAAACAAAUGCCGCCAAUAGAUUGGGAAAAGGUUUAUGUAAUGCGAAAACAGAUUUCAUGGUUCAAUUGCCUCAUAGAUUAUGGGUUUCCGUGCGUUGUGCGAGGGUAUUCGCAAACAAAGAUCGGUAUUCUCCUAGAUGAUCCAUCCAAGGUGUUUUGCCACAUUUUGUUGGGGAAUAAGCAUAUAGAGGUACACAAUGUUGCUACCAUUUCCGCUAUCAACGUCUUUGAUCUCCGGCCAGCACUUAGAUAUGGCGAGGGGCUCUCCUUGACUCAAUCUCAUCGCAGUCCGUUCUUCAACUUUGGAAUCUGCAACAUAACUUCGUCGUAUCUCUAUACAGAUAGUACCAUAUUUUGUGCAACAAGAUACUCUUCUGAGCUCUUUAUGAUGGGCCUGAACAUGAGUGUCAUGGCACAUAAAACCUUACGCUUGGUGAAGGAUCUAGAGCCACAGUUUACUAUUGCCCGUAGAGAGGGUCUCAGGAAGCAGAAGGACGAAGAGCAAAAGGACUUCGUAUACGUAUGGAACUGGUGUCAAUACGAGCGGAACAUAGCAAAGCAGCAGUACGAUAUGCUUGUGUAUGGGCACGUGCACGGAAAUCCUAGCUCUCAUCAAAAGCCUAGCUUCCUUGAGAGUGAAAGCCCGCCGUCUUCUCCGCCACUUCCUCUCGGUGCCAGUAACUUCAUUAGGCGACGACGAUGUAAGGAUUUGACAGAGCAGUCCUCACCUCUCUCUUUCCAGGCAUCUAAUGAUGCACUCCCUCUGCAGGUCACUGGCUGCCACUCAGGUGGUCCCUCUGAGUACCCCAAAGCUGCAGAACCUCGCCACAGAACUUAUAAUCCACAAACAUCCGUGCUAACUUUUCAGUAUCAUCACAGAUUGCGGCCUAAACAAGCACCAACAGCCACGGCAUACUGUUCAACGCACCCGCUUAUUAAUCCAAACUAUAGAAACAAACUUGUCAUGCAAGAUGAGAAGAUCCUGAAAUAUAGAAAAGAUUUCAUUAAAUGGUAUUUUGAUCAACCAGAAAUGCAUCCCAACAACUCUCCUAUUUCCUUUGCAUUCGGCGAAAGCGCGAUAAGGCCAACAGGCAACUCUACCAAGAUGUACAGUCUCCAAGUAGAAAGAAAAAUGCAAAAAUAUGACUCUACCCCUCAUAUUGACACCCAGGCUGAACGACUCAUCAAGGAAGAGGAGAGGAAUCAAUAUGUGGUGCGAUCACUCUGUGAUACUUGCCGCCGAUUCCCAACACUAAGCUUUCUUUGUUCAUCGUGCCAUUGUGUACUACGGAGACCAGUUCGUCUUGUCUGCGAUCACAUUGUCUGCAGGACGUGCGCAUGCAUACAUUUGGCCUCGGAAAUCCCAUGUCUAGCAUGUGGGGUUGCAGUUACGGAUAUAAGCAAAGUGCGAUAUGAGGUAGAUUUAGAAAACCAGAUAAUACAUGCAGUUAACCACAUGUUUUAUAGUCCAAAGUACGAUGUGGGAGUUAUUGUUAAGUCCACAGAUUCCUCAAACACGGGAAUGGUUGUAGGCCUGGCUUACUUACAGGGAAUGCACUAUGCUUACGUCGCCUUUUUCGGUGCCAUCAAGCUUUGCAGGUGCGCGAAUCUCGUUAUUUUAGAACCAGACUGGAAGACCCUGGAUCUUGAGCAGGUCCUUGGUGACCACCCCCAGAGGCUUAUUGCUAAAAACAUGAGGCAAUCUUCGUUUCAUCAUCCUCUGGAGUCAUUCUUUAAAAGUCAGCCAACAAUCCUUCAAGCAUUGAAUGAGACAUCAAAAGCGCCCAAUACUAUCGAACAGCACACUUCGUCACAUAUAACAAAAGCACAAGAGGACAAUGGUACUCUUGGUUCUUCAGUUAUUGAAGCACACGGUAUCUCAAAACCUACCACAGAAACUCUUAAAGAUAUGCUACUAAGCGAGCCCGCAGAUUCAAAAACACUUGCACUUCUUGGCACAAUAUAUUCUGUUAGCACAACGACCAGUGGCAUGACCUCUUCGGGAAGGUCAAAGAGUGCAUCGACACCCCUUUCUCGCAAUACGCAUCAACCAAUAUCUGGUAUGUCAUCUUCCACAACUGAUGGCACCAUGUUUCUUUCUUUGCCAGUGCCAUCAGAUAUGCAUCAUCAAGACGAAGAUCCGAUCGAUGCCCCCAGAAAGAGAUUCCAGAACAAUGAUCCUAGUUAUAAUGAGAUGCCCCUUUCAGUUCUGGGUUCCCCGGCAGCAUCAUCAGCUGAAGUCUUGCUUUUCGAUCGAACCAUGACCCUAUCUCAAUCGGGCAGAUCCAACCAUCAACUUGCACCGUUGUCUCAUCCGAGUACUGUUUUUGAUUGUCAGCAACACGAUCGAGAUACUCCCCACGCUGAAAAGCUUGUCAUGUCCCCUAGAGGCAGUUUGCAAAAUGACUAUGUCUCACUACUCCACCUUGAUGAUCAACCCACUGUGCUGGCGAAGAGAAAUCCUACUGAACCUAAUAAUGUCUCACUCAAGCAACCAAUUUUACCAGACUGCUGUGCAGCACAACCCGUCGAGACUUCAUCAUUAUGUCGCACCAAAUCUGCACCCGCGCAUUUGAGUAGAGAAGACCUUGAGAACAAUGUACUCUUUACUAAUACACGCGCUAUUGAUCUGGACACUCAAAGCCAAUGGUCUCCGAUUGCAUAUCUGUCUACAGCAGAAAUAGCCGAGCAAGGAAUCUCUAUUGAUUCUGAUAAGAUAAAGCAAGCUAUAACCAGUGAACCUCCCGUUCUGAGGCGUCAGGAAUCUGCUCCUUCGCUACUAAGGAAAACUGACACAGAUAUUGACACAGAUAUCCACAUGCCAUUUAUAGAAGGCACGCGGGUUACCAAGCUCAGACCGUAUUUCUAUGACGGCGAAGAGCUCUUGAAACUCCCCACUCAUCGACAAAAAUACAGAGUCUUCUCUGCUUCUAUCGCAGGAAGUAAGAGCGCCAAAUCCUGUGUUUCAGCAAAUGAUGCACUGUUUUCUAAAGAACCUCACAAGAAGCAUUCAAAAUAUCCUCAGCUAGGCGAUGUAUUUGUUGUUGCGAUAGGGCCAUACAAAGGACUUCUGGGACUGACACAGUCCUAUGCAAAGGCAUACGAUACGUUCAUAUUGAGCUACUACUGCUUACUUGAAACAGGAACCGCGCACGAAUUCCGUGCCACAGACCUACGCAAGAUAACACUAAUGCCCUCUAUAAGUGCUCAAUCUAUCCGUAAGCAAUUGGCAGAUGCAAAGAAUGCAGACGAAGACAGGAAGAAGCUGUGCUGGUACAGAUUGAUUAUGCAGAAUAAGAUAGCCACCGCUGAGAAGUUUGAGCAGUUGAAGCAUCUCUUCAAUCUGAAGGAUCCCGACGGGAUAGUUGCAAUACUGCGUGCCAAAGAGGCAGGUACUAAAGGUGAUACAGACACACUUGCGACUAUCUCAGGAAUUGAGCAAGUUAGAGUCUCACCCAGAACCAAUCUCAACACACUUCUAGACAAGAAAAUAGUGUUCCUUUCUGGUCCCCGCAGACAUCUGAACAGGAUACGCAGUAAAAGUAGCUCGCCACCCAAAACAAGAGAUGGAGAAGCGAACGCGCAAUCGUCGGGCUGCUUUGGGUUGAGAUCCCUUACGGAUGAAAUGGUCAGUCCAUUAUGUAGGUCGUUUUCUGUACACACACCAAGCCGUGCCUCGCUGAUGCAAGAGUUCACUUCUACAAAGAGUAGCAGUUUCCUACUACAACACUUGAAUCUAAAUACGGUAUCUAGCUUGCCAAAAGUCAUUGUUGUAAACUAG